CUCUCUCUCCCUCUCUCUCUCUCUCUCUCCACUCUCACUCGCACACACACGCACAUUCAGUUGGCCCUGUUCCGUCUUGGCACUCAGUCGCUCGCGUAUCCGCGCGGUGUCUCUCCUCCCGUCUGCGUCAGGUGGCACCUUCCCCCCCAAGCUCCCUGGAAUCAUUCUAAAAGAAAGAAAGAAAGAAAGAAAGAAAAAGAUUCGUUUAACAAAACCACAAAGUGUCUGUUUCGUUUUUGUUACGGAGUGAUAGUUAAAUGCUGGAUGAAGGUUUUAAGUGGAAAUAGAUUUGCAGUUGAAUUCAACUUUGGAAAUUACUCUCUUUGAUGUUACUUUGACAUAACCUGGAAUUGCUUUGUCUAGUUGUGGAAAAUAUAAAUAUAUAUAAAUAUAUAUAUACAGUAUAACCCCCCUUGCUCGCUUAGUGAUUGCCUACAGCAAGUAGUCAGGCUUCCUUUGAAACUCAAUGUAUUUUUAAUUUGGUGGUGACUAUGGGUGACGUGGGCGGCGCCCCUGUACUGUGGCCAUGAAGAGAUCAACAGCGCUCCGCCCAUGCCCUUCCACACCCGUCCCUUUCCUACCCACCACCACCACCGCCUCCGCCGCCGCCGCCCGAUUCUUCUCAGCCCACGCCCGCGCCCUCUUUUGGAUAUGGGUGGCCCUUCUGAUUAUGGGGGCGCGCGGGGGUGGAGAUAACUCGGUCAACAAAGGGGAGGUGGGCGAGAAGGAAUGGGGAGACGUGGGCGGCGAGGACCUCGUCUCUCUGGCCGAGUUGGAGGACCCUCUCCCUCCGCCCACGACGCCCCCUCUCCCCGCCCACGUCACGCCCGCGUCCCUGCAGUGCGAGGACCUGUGCGGCCACGAGGAGGCGGUCAGCGAGUCGGCCAUACGAGGGGCGGAGCCCCUGGCCCUGAAGGUGUGGUGUCGCAAUCACCACCUGAGGAUCACCUCCCUCUUCGACGUCUUUCCCCAGUGUGUUCCCAACAACACCAAGAUCUUGGAUUUAUCAGGCAACGGGAUCACUCGGCUGCCGGCAGGAGUUCUGUCUCACCUUCACAUCCUCGAGAAAUUAGAUCUGAAGAAAAACGACAUCAGCAUCAUAGAACCAGGAGCUUUUGCUAAUCUCACCAGCCUCCGGAAAUUGGACCUCGCCAACAACGCCAUCGGUAGCCUGAACGCCUCCCAGGUGCACGGACUGCAUAAGCUGCAACGUCUGAAAAUUGGCCGAAACCCACUAGCGAGAUUGCACGAGGGCAUUCAAGACGAACUGGAAAGUCUGAAGCUUUUGGAUGCCCCGGAAGCCGAAUUGGUUUGUGAUUGCGGACUUCGCUGGCUGACGCAAGCAAUUGCCGACAAGCAGUUCCGACUGUCGCCGGGAACAAAAUGUUUCCGUCCGAGGUCUCUCAACGGAACGCAGAUCAAGAAACUCUCUCCACAAGAGAUGCAAUGUCAUGGACCGGGUCUCUCCGUGGUGGAACUCGAACCCGGCCUUGAUCAGGUGGUGUUCGCCGGCGACUCUCUCAGGCUGCGUUGCAGGGUGACCAGCGCAGAGGAAGGUCACAAAGUUUGGUGGGUGAGGGGUGACGUUCACCUCGUGCCUCGUCACCCGUCUACAACCGGAUCUACGACGGUAACGGGUUACUUGGAACAGCAUCAUCAACACCAGCAACGCGGAGGUGCCGUCAUCAAGACAACUUACCUGCCUGAAUCCAUCGAAAGCAUGGUCGAAAUUAAGGAGCUGAAUGGCACUCACAGUGGCGAUUGGUCAUGUCUAGUCCAAGGAGAGCAAGGAAACCAUACAACAAGUACCAUUAGCAUUUAUGUCAUCACCCAUGACACCAGAUAUUGCCCAAUGAAUACCACAAGUAAUAACAGAGGCUCAUAUGUAUGGCCAAGAACUGUAGCUGGAGUAACGGUAGAACUAGCCUGCGCGGGAUUGUUACCUCACCUUAGGGGUAGUUCAAAGUAUCCUACAAAGGCUUCUUUAAAGGCAGCGGCCGCAGGUGUAGCCAUCUCGCAAGCCAAACAUGCCUGUUCUCCUGAGGGCUACUGGGAAGGAUUGGACACUUCGGCAUGUCCUUUUGUGUCGGAAACUACGAAAAUCCUGGAGCAGUUUGCUUCCACCAAUAUACCAGCCAGUAAAACAAGUUUGGCCGACUCCACCAGGAGCCUUCGCAACUUCACCCGAGAUGGCAAGAUCUUGAGAGAUCCAAUGGACAUUAUCUUCUUAGCUAAAACUGUUGAACAGUAUACUAGUUUACUAGGGGCUCUUUCAGGACCCAAGGAGACAGCUCUCGUGCUCAUUGAAAUUAUCAGUGCUUCCAUGGCUGCCGCUCAAGAUUUGUUGUAUGCUGCUGAAGUCUUGGAUGGAGCUUGUCAGAGGCUGGUGAAAUGCCUAUGGGAAGUAGCAAAUCACUCACCCAAGCUGACCCGAGCACCAGCACCUCAACUAGAGAUGCACCAGUUUGCCCGACAACCAAGCACUUUCUCUGGCUUGACUUGCAACUGGUAUCGCCGUAGCCCACACAACACAGAGAGACACUUUCGGUGUAAUACUCAUAAUUACUCAAUGUUAUACAGUAGCGAGGAUGAAAUUAUGGAUGCACAAAUCCAGGUUCCUUCUAGCUUGUUUCGGAAAGAGAAUCUGCCCGCAAUGAAUUCAUCAGAUGACCUUGAGGAAUCUGCAUCUCAGUCUUCUGUCCAGCUACAAUUUUUUGUAUAUCAGACUGCAAACCUCUUCCCAAGAGUGAUGGCAAGCAAAUCUGACACCUGGGAAGUCACUUCUCCAGUCAUAGGGGUACGUGUUAGUGAUCAGGACGAGGACAUACUACUUGAUGAUCAUGUCUACAUAACUUUACGUUCUGCUAUUUAUAGCCAUAAUAUUAUGCCUGUUUGGUGGAAACGAAAUGCUUCAGGAACACAAGGGAACUGGACCAGUGAAGGGUGUAAAAUUGAACAAGAAUGGAACUCUCUGAUAGUCUUCCGUUGUGAUCGACUAGCUCAUUUUGGGCUGUUACAAGACAUGGCAGCAUUACAUCGAAGUCAAGCUGGUGCCAGAGGUGCAGAAUUUAGGUUAAGUGCCCCAGGAGUGUAUGUGGGAAGUGCUAUAUGCAUUUUGUUUUUAAUGGCAUCUAUUAUUACAUGGGCAGCAAACCAUCAUUGUAUAAAUACAAUGAACAAAAAUAAGCACUCCCUGAUGAACACAUGGAUUGCCCUUUUGCUCUUAGUGACACUUUUUACAGUAGGCGUUUACCAAACUGAAAAUCAAAAGUUGUGUCAGGGGAUAGGUGUUGCUCUUCAUUACUUGACAACAUGUGUACUUCUCUGGAUCAUAGUAACUGUCACCAACUUGUACAAGAAAGUUACAAAAGCACUGAGACCUCCUGUACCAGUGGAAGAACCCCCACAAGACAUUCCUCUUCCUCCAAAACCCAUGCUUAGGUUUUACCUUGUUGGUUGGGGCAUAGCACUUAUACUAUGUGGUAUAUCUGCAGCCGUUAAUCUCCAACAGUAUGCUGGCUACAGUUAUUGUUUCUUAGCUUGGGGACCAAGUUUAGGAGCAUUUUAUGCACCUACUGCUGCUCUUGCUUUCAUCUUGUCUACAUUUUUCCUUUUAACCCAUUGUAUGCUAAGGUCACACCGCACUACAUACAAUGAAGCUACUGGAGCCACAGAGACAACUGAGUUAGAACUACUGGAUGCCAACUCACCCAAUUCUGAAAAUGUAAAUCCUGGGGCUGAAGAUGAGCUGAGUAUUGCCUCACGAGAUACUACUGUUAGUGUAUCAGAUGGCCAGCAUAGUCCAUUAACACAACUGAGGGCUCAUGUAGUUACACUUUUAUUGUUCAUUUUGACAUGGGCAGCUGCUGCCAUUACAACUGCUGCACCAUUUGCCUCUGUUAUUCCUCAUCAUAACACCAUCUUUAGCAUUAUUUAUGCUAUUUGUGCCAGCAGCCUUGGUAUUUUUAUAUUUGUAUUUUUUUGUUUUAGUAGAAAUGAUGUUUGGGAUGCAUGGCGCGAGUAUUCUUGUGUCUUUGCAAGGCAAAGAAAGGAGGAGGAAGAAGUUCAUUUAACAGCACCUGUUAACAACAGUGGUGCUAAUCACAUUGUACCAUCAAAUAAUCAGGCCUGUGGACCUGUUGGAGCUCCAAGUACCCAUAGUCUUGAGUCAUCACAGACUCACCAAACAAACAAGUCAUCUUCAGUUUCUCAGAGCAUUCUUACAUCAAACAAACCUGAAAGUCUUAACAAGGCAUCUAAUAACUUACAACUUUUAAGUUUAGGCACCAUGACAAAUGACCUCCAUUAUGCUCCAGAAAUAUUUUACAAUCCAAAACAAGCUGGAGUUGCAAAGAGGUUUUUCCAGAAACAGCGCCUUCGUCAGAUGGUAAAACAAAAUAAUCUUGAAGUUAAUAGAACAGAUAGUGAUUGUAACUCUACUGUUUACAAGCCCAAAAUUUCUCGAUCUAACAACUGUGAACCAUCAAAAAACAACUUUGAUCCAUCUUGUUUAGGAGCUUCAAGUAAAGUAAACAAUACCAACAUACAUGUAGACUCAAUGUAUGGUUAUAUUCCAGCUGAAUUCCAAAAGGGUGGUGGUAAGCAUGCAUGCAAGGAUCCUACACCAGAGGUACUGUGUGUACUGGGACCCAACACUGACACUACCCCUAUGGUUGGUAUUUACCCAGCUAUGACUUCUGGUAGAGCUGUUGAAAUUGAUCGUGGUUGGUCUACUAUUCCAAGAAAGCCUCGAGCUUAUAUGGAAGAACCUAUCAGUCCAAUGAGAAGAGUUGGAUCAUUUCCAAGUAUUGUUGAAGAAGGUAAUUUGACCUCCCAAGCUACAAGUCAAAGCUCAGCUUUGGAACAAUUACCUUACUUACCCCAAGAGUUACAGCAGCCACAGCUAUUUAACUAUCCAGUUUUAGGGCAGGCUCCAGCUAUGAUGCCUCAGCCCAUGAUUCCUUAUCAUAACUCUCGACAUCAUCAACCUCAUCAACCUCAUGUAAAUGAUGAUGCUUUAGCUAGAAAAAACAGAAACUCCUUCAACUCUGAUCUGACAGAAAGAUCUGAUAAUAUUGGUAUUCCAAGAGUAGAUCAUUCGAGAUUACCUAGACAUCAUAAGUAUCGUUCAGGAAAGGAGAGACCAAGACCAGGUAGACCAAGGCGCAGAACAACUAGACCAAAGGGAAACUGUGCACUUGAUGAUAAAGAUGACUGGACAGAUGAUAAUACAUCUCCUAUUAUAAUAAACCAUUUACCAAGUGGGGAACCUGGAACGAUGUCAUCAGAAUCUGACAAAGAUGGAAUUCCUCAUCAAUUCAUACCUUAUCCUCAACAAGUUCAUGGUAUAUCCCCUACUAAUGCACAACAUGCAGUACUUCAGACUAGUCUUGACCCUCACUCACCCAGUAUGAACUCAAAGAAGUCUGUGGAAAGUGCAUGUGUUGACAUGUCUUGGCCACAUGUUAUGAAGUCAGGCCUUCCUGUAGGUAAGCAUGGAAGAGAGAGAUCUGAAAAGUCUAAUGGUCAAUGCCACCAUUCUUACCCUUCAAAUCUUGAUGAUCCUUCACAUCUGGCCAUGGGAACCAGCUGUGAAGAUCAUGGCGAUGAAGACUGUGGCGCAUGGGAUAGUGAAUGUGGGGAUGUGUAUUGGUGUGGUGGUGGUGAGGAACGAAUUAGUGCUUGUGAAGUCAGUGGAUGUGAAAACUCCAGUCUAUGUGAUGGAGCAUGUGGAGCUCGGGAUGAUCUUUGUGGGAGUCCAAGUAGUGAGGCAGGAACCAGCAUUGGUGGAGCUAGUGUUGACCCUGCUGUAGGUACAAGCCCCAGAGGUAGUGUUAAUAUAUCUGAUUCUCCCUAUGACUCACCAUUACAUCGACUUCAUCAGAACACUCCAGAUAGUGGGUCUUUAGACUCCAGUUUACUUGAGAGUCCAGGUAGAACAAAGUAUGACUUCGCAUUUGAUAAAGCUGCACCUUUUCACAGUACUCCAAAAGAUAAUGCAGAGUGUGUUGCAAAUGAUCUUCCAGAGCAAGAUUUAUCAAUGACUGACAAAAGUGAUCAUCACCUGGAAGUGGAAGAUCCUGAUGCAGAUAGUUCCAGUGAUGUGAACAAUAGCAAUUUGUGUGUGACUGGGAUGAGUACAAUGGAUACUGUGGAUUCAUUUGGAAAUUCUAUUUUUUGUUUAACAAACAGUUCUGAGGAAACUGUACUGAGAAAUGAUGGUGAAAAAUCCUCAGAUGGCCAGAGGAUGUGUAGUGAUGAUGAAAGUAAUCCUGGCAAUGAUAAAAGUAUGAGAACUGACAGCCAUGAAGGUACAAUAGAUAGUGAACUAGAGGAAGGUGAAACAAGCAGCAGCAGAGAAGCAGAAUCUAAUCCAAAGAUAGAAACGUGUGUGUAGCUAACUUUUUUUUUUUUCAAGAAUUGUAUCAAGAAUUGUACAGUAUUUAUAUUUUAAAAGUUCCUGUUUGUGGCAUUUCUUUUUAUAUGCAUUGUGCUAUUUCACCUAAAUAUUUUCUAUGUACAGUCUGUAUAGAUACGUAGAAAAAAUCAUUUGUACAGUUUCAAUAUAGAUUUAUAUUUCUAAUUGAUAUGUGUAAAAUAUAUGGCUCACUUUGAACAUAUCAGCCAGUUACAAGCUUUUAUAACAGUAUUCAUAUGUGUAUGAAUCUUUAAUUGUAUAACCAUACAAACUGUUAUUUUAUUAUGAUACAGUGAAGGCGAUGGGUUCAUUAUUAAGAUGAGAAAUGUAGGCUUUGUUAGUAUCACUCUUUUCUACAUAAACAUUUGAUUUUUGAGACAUGAAGUAUGGUGGCAUUCUUGUCUCCAUACUGGGAAUAGAAAAAUAUUCUUCAUACAAGGCGUUGUUUAAUGAGAAAAAUAAUAAACGUGGUAAAAAUACUAAAAUGAACAACUGAAUGCAUCAGAAGUUAAAAUUUGGGUAUGUAAUAGCGAGAAUGCAUAAUAAAUAUUACACCCGUGUAAAUGAAAUGGAAAACAUCAGAGGAAAAUCACAUGUAACACAUUUUCAGGGGAAAAUAAUUAAUUUUUUUUUUAUUAACUUACAGGUUUUUUUCAAUUUACUUUUACUUAAUGGGGAAUAGACAGACUUUUGUGCAAUACAAAUGGGGAUUAGCCUUCUGAAUUUAUGGUUUAUAAUUUAUAUAUAUAUUAUAUAUGUAAUGUAUUAUAGUUAAUACUUAAUACUAAACACAAAUUUGAAAACACUGUAUCUCGUUGAUAAAUGCUAUUAAGUAAUUUUAAUAUUUCAACCAAAGAUGUUUUGAAAGCUUGGGGUACAGAAAAAUUAGUGUUGGCCAGUGCAUUCUACUAGGGACUGGUGAAUGUGACAUCAUGUCGCCAGGCAGUUAAAGAAUCUAACUAACAAACUUGACAAAA
This is a messenger RNA of Macrobrachium nipponense, 7395 nucleotides long. RefSeq names its product adhesion G protein-coupled receptor A3-like (gene Remo). NCBI's taxonomy places the organism in Eukaryota, Metazoa, Arthropoda, Malacostraca, Decapoda, Palaemonidae. Gene Ontology annotation, cellular component: plasma membrane. The coding region runs from base 527 to 6397 and encodes 1956 amino acids. The transcript is spliced from 13 exons. Gene Ontology annotation, biological process: G protein-coupled receptor signaling pathway; cell surface receptor signaling pathway. Gene Ontology annotation, molecular function: protein binding; G protein-coupled receptor activity. The record is from RefSeq and is a predicted model, not a curated record.